Messenger RNA from Zerene cesonia (dogface butterfly), 2340 nucleotides. RefSeq names its product GATA zinc finger domain-containing protein 14-like. Lineage: Eukaryota; Metazoa; Arthropoda; Insecta; Lepidoptera; Pieridae. The transcript has 2 exons. The record is from RefSeq and is a predicted model, not a curated record. The coding region runs from base 78 to 1994 and encodes 638 amino acids.
CUGAGCGGCGCGGGUCGGUACUAUCUCUAGGAAGGAGCGAAUUCACUCUCAGUUCCACUUUGUUGUUUUAAAUCAAAAUGGCAUCCAAACGCGUUAAUAGCACUGCAAUCAAAGGCAAUGCAUCAAAAAGAGCACGAUCUUCAAAGUACGAAAUCCAAAUGAAUCAACAACUAGCAGAAAAGGAGAAAUCAAAAAGAAAGAACGAACCAAGUUCCUCAAUAAAUUCAGAAACUGCAACUGAUGCAAACUAUUUCGAAGGAAGUGAAUGUAACACCAAUGUCAUGAUUUGCAACAUAUCUGAUCAAGAACUCAAUUCUCAUCAGGCAGAAGUAAAUGAAGAACAAUCAAAAUCAUUGAUAUCUGAAGAACAAGAGGAAGCAAACCAAAUAUUAGAUAGUCAUGAACUCUAUAAUCAUACUACUAACGAUUUUUCAAAUAAUUCAAGUAAUGUGUCAAAUUCACAUUCAGAGCAAGAACAACAUGCAGACGAAAACAAUAAAAGUCAUGAAAAAUAUCUCAAUGAUAACGAUGUUGGAUCUUCAAUUUUGAAUAGUUGCAUGGAGAACUCUGUCAAUUCAAACAACGUGGUAGCAAAUAAAAAUAACGAAAUAAUGUACCCAGUGGAAGCCAUGACUUCAAAAGAAAUAACUCGAGCGGAGUUGUUAUUAGAUAAAACUAAAUUUGAAACGAGCAACCAGCUAGAUUGUGAUUUGGAACAGAAAGAAACUACUUUGACUAAUACUGAAACUACUUCAAACUCUAUGUCUAGUACAGGUUUAGUAAACUUAAGAAGAGAUGAUGAUGAUCAAAGUAACCAAUAUAUGGAAAACUUCAUAAUAAUGCAAUUACAACAGCGCAAAGAUUCGGAAACUUGGUAUCCAAGCAAAUUUGAAAGUGGAAUAAACGCUUUAACUAAAUUAUUCACUGCAGAUGACGAUAUAGAGAUGCAAGAGAAUAUUGAAAAUACAAAUCAAACCAAUGAACGUACUGAAAAGAAAACAAUUGAUGACAAUAAUUUGGAUACUCAAAACUCCUCAGCGACAGACAUGCAGAAACCAUCAGAUACUAAUAAUAAUGAUACUGUUAUAGAUCAAUCAAACGCAUUGGAAGCUGAGUCAAGAAAUCAAAUUUCCAGCUCUGAUCAUAUAGAAAUAUUUGAUGAUCGAUCGGACACAUUUGAAACUAAUAUCGAUGACAUUAUGAAUGAUUCUGAAAUAUGGUCUGUUGAUAACUCCCCAAGAUUAGACUUUUGUUUAGAAGGGGUAAAUGAUAUUUCCUUUGAUAAUGAAGAAGAAGAAUAUGUGGAAGAGGAAUACGAGGAUGAAGAAAAUGAUGAAGAAGAAUAUGUGGAAGAUGAGUAUGCAGAAGAAGAAUAUGAAACUGGUUCUGUUGCUACAGAAGAUUUAACUGAAGAAGGUUCUGACGACAGUGACAACGAAUCACAAGAUAGUGAACCAGAAAGAUUAACUAAAAUAAAAUCUAAAGUCGUUGAAAUGUACAGAGUCGAUGUUAAGUCUGAAGAAACACCUGAUAGGCCCGUUUAUGAGAACCUUACAGUUGAAAGAACUCUUCACAGUAUCGAAAAUGCAGCCAAAUUACGAAAGCUGCGUAAAAUUCUUGAAAAUAAUUCAAUUCCUCGACCUCUUGAACGAGGCGCUAGUAAAUUCAAUAUGGUUCUAGGAGAAAUACCUGACAUAAUAGAAGUAUUAAAAGCAUAUCCGGAUUCGUCACAUCACGCUCAUGUUCGUUUUAUCAACCCGGAGCAAGAAAACUGUCAAAGUCCAGUUGGUGACGUUUACAUUAGAAAUGAACCUAGAAAAAUUCUUAGCGACUGCUCUAUAUGUUUGCUUACUUUUUGCGGUUAUCCAGUUUCCACCUUAUGUGGCCAUGUUUUUUGUGAAAAUUGUCUCGAAAAGACACUAAAGUAUCACAAGCAAUGCCCUACCUGCAGAAAACAGUUAAGAAGUCCUUACUAUCAUAAAAUUUUCAUAUAAAUUAAAACAAUUUGAGUAGUUUUUGUUAGAGACAUUUUCGGCACAAUUCAAAACGGCAAAAAUAUGCAAACGUAGGCGUAAAUAGACACAUCCUAUUAUUCCGCAAUUUUUUUUUUUAUAAUUUAUGUAAAUAUGGUUAGGCAAUCCGAAAUAUAUUACUUUCAGGGCUGAUUUUUCCUUGAUUAAAACCUAAUUCUCGUAAAUCGUAUAAAACAUUCAUUUCAAAAUUUAUUUUAUUGCCUAUUAUUUUAUAUUUUCAAGAACGCAAAGUUUUAAACAAGGAUUGAUAAAUCUGCCCUUAAUAAUUCUAAUUUAUUUAUUUGGUAUAGCUAAUAUGUCAGUAAGA